GGGUGAUAUCCACCUUUGCCACUCUCAUGAGCAGAAUGGAGUCUAAAGAAAGCACCCGAAGUGGAAACAAGACUGAUAGCAAGACUGCUAGCUCAGCAAAGUCUGAGAAACCUCACUCUGGGCCGGCGGCAAGUGCUGAUAAGAAAGAAGCUCCUAAGGAGCAGCCAACUCCUGCUGCCACCACCCCUGCAAAGAAAGGGGCCACAGCACCCAGCGAGGCAGCCAUGCUGAAUGACCACAGCAAUCUGAAGCCUGCCACAGUGCCAGCAGCUGAGGGGCCUGAAGCAAGUGCCCAUCCUGCUAACUCCGAGCAUAAAGAGAACAGUGCAGAGGAGUCGCCAGGGAGUAGCAUGUUUGAGAACAUCAAGCCCCUGCUCAUCUUUGGAGGGGCAGCAGUAGCUGCCAUAGCUGUGAUCAUAGGAGUAGCCAUUGUAGCUCGGAAAAAAUAG
Molecule: messenger RNA, 449 nt
Organism: Protobothrops mucrosquamatus (brown spotted pit viper)
Lineage: Eukaryota; Metazoa; Chordata; Lepidosauria; Squamata; Viperidae
Gene: CEND1
Product: cell cycle exit and neuronal differentiation 1
Exons: 1
Coding region: 27-449 (140 amino acids)
Biological process (GO): cerebellar Purkinje cell differentiation; radial glia guided migration of cerebellar granule cell; cerebellum development
Source: RefSeq, a predicted model, not a curated record